Molecule: messenger RNA, 1971 nt
Organism: Diachasma alloeum
Lineage: Eukaryota; Metazoa; Arthropoda; Insecta; Hymenoptera; Braconidae
Product: DNA-directed primase/polymerase protein
Exons: 3
Coding region: 125-1543 (472 amino acids)
Biological process (GO): error-prone translesion synthesis; mitochondrial DNA replication; response to UV
Cellular component (GO): mitochondrial matrix; nucleus
Molecular function (GO): chromatin binding; DNA-directed DNA polymerase activity
Source: RefSeq, a predicted model, not a curated record
GGACAGUACAACUACACAUCGUGCAGUUAUUGGCGGAAUCUCAAUGUAAACACUGGCUCCGAAACGUGUCCCCGGAAUAAAUAAAACGUAAAAACAAUUACCAGUUCCUGAAAAACUGGACACAAUGGCAACAGAAAGUGGUGAAUUGACCCCGAUAAAGCCCUCGAAGUUCUACCCGGGGAGCAGUGAAAUGAAGAAAAAACUCGACGAGAUCGAGCAGAAGUGUCAGAAGAGGCGUCUCUUGCUGCGUGAGGCCAGCAGGUUCAGGCCGACUUUGCUGGGGCCAUCGACGUUCUGGGAGAAGUAUUAUAAGCAGGCUGAGGCCCUUGAGGCUGCUCGUGAGCACAGCACGAGGCACGACCCACUGUGCACUUUUGUGUAUCAGGAUCAUCACAACGACGGUCGCAGGAUGUUUGUCGUCGCUCAUCCAGAGGUCUACUGGCACUCCUUCAUCAGGCAGCAGCCCGAGGAGAGGUGCACGUAUGAGGUGAUUCCAGAAGGUGCUCCAUGCUGGCUGUACUUAGACCUAGAGUUCCAGAGCUCCUUGAACCCCGACAGUAAUGGGCCCUCGAUGACGAAAACCCUCCUAGAAAUACUCCUCGCCUUCUUGAAAAAAUACUGGAAGCUCGAUUGCUCGGAGAAGAACGUCUUGAACCUGGACUCGACGACCCCAAGAAAAUUCAGCAGACACUUGAUAUUCUGCACGAAGGACGUGGCCUUCAAGCACAACAUCCACGCAGGUAGAUUCAUAAAAAGCAUCACAACCGAGAUUGACGAGUACCUCUCGUCAAACGGUUCAGCCUUCCACGAGGUCCUGAGCUUCUUUCCCCUGAAGGACCUCGAGUCCCUCUUCAUUGAGACCGACAAGAAGAAGAAAAUUUUCGUGGACACGAUGGUCUACACCAAGAACAGGCACUUCAGGGUGUACAAGGCCACGAAAUGGGGGAAAUUAUCUCACCUGGAGGUGGCACCAGAGUGCAACUACGAGCCAACUGUCGAACGAAAGGACAAGAACCUGAGCAUCUUCCUGGACUCGUUGGUCUCGUUCUUCCCUGAUAAAGACUCCUUCACUCUUCUGGAGUUCAACCAUGACUCCUCGAGAGAGGUGGACAAGUACCCCAGAGGACUCAGCCAAGGCCACAGGUUUUUCAGUCAGAAUCAGCAAACAACUGAGUCCCCCUAUCCAUUCGUCGAUAAAUUCAUUAGGAAACUGGUGCAGCCCGGACACGUCAGAUGCUGCAUUUAUUUCGAGGCUUCUAAAACUAUUCUUUACGAUAUCCUUGGAAACAGAUUCUGUGCCAAUAUUAAUCGCCACCACAAGAGCAACAACAUCUACUUCGUCGUUGACUUGAAGGAAAAAGUUUAUUACCAAAAGUGCCACGACGAGGAGGACUGCCCAGGUUUCAGGUCAAACCUCAUGCCAUUGCCAGUAGAAAUAUCAUUCCUCCUCGACGAAGAGGAUGACAAUAUUUUCUUGAGCAUCCCAGACUCCGACGAGUCAUUCUCCCCUAUUUAUUCUGAUAAUAGUAUUGAACGGGAGUGAACUGAAUUAAUUAUUCAGAAUUUAAAAUAUGUGGAGUAUUUUAUGGAAACAAAUUCGUGUAUAUAUUAUCGAUGAUACUCUCGUCAUCAUCAUAAUUGUUAUUUAUAUAUAUUUAUACACAAGAAGAAAUAGAAGAAAUUAUUGAUUAGAGUAAUGAAAAAACCGUUGGUUUCCUUUACAAAUUUAUGAAUCUAUUUUUUUAUCAUACAGAUACUUCAACCAGUUGUUCAAUGGCAUUUUUUCUUGAGCAACAAAUGUAAAACAUUAUUAACAUUUAUACAACACCGACUUUAUGUACAGAAUAAUGUAUCGGUGAGACAACGAGGAGAAAUUAAAUCGAAUCGUUUGAUCGGUCAUUAUUUUACAAUUGAAGAAUGUAAAGAGCGUGAUUUGAUUAAAAAUAGACUAUUCGCAUCAUAAAACAGAAU